This is a messenger RNA of Leguminivora glycinivorella, 3285 nucleotides long. RefSeq lists its product as uncharacterized. Gene Ontology annotation, cellular component: nucleus. The transcript has 5 exons. The record is from RefSeq and is a predicted model, not a curated record. Bases 364 to 3195 code for a protein of 943 amino acids. Lineage: Eukaryota; Metazoa; Arthropoda; Insecta; Lepidoptera; Tortricidae. Gene Ontology annotation, biological process: cell population proliferation; positive regulation of protein phosphorylation; DNA damage response.
GCUGUCAUUCUUGAAAAACGUCCAAAGUACCGCUGCUCUCGUCCGUGCCGCUCUAUCUGUGCUCUAUCUAAUGGAGUAUUGAGUAUGGUGUUUACAUUUGUGUCUACUGUUGUUAUCAUAAAAUGAAGUUCAUAAUGUGCCGCAUAGUUUAGCAAUUACAAAUUUGAUAACAUUCGUUUAUUUUUGCACGUUUUUCACAAAACAACCUCGGUUUACUAAGGAAACUUAUUUGUUCUCGUUACGUAGUGUUCACUAAUAAGGAUACUAAAAGUUUGCACAAGUUGUUAUCAAAGUGAUUGUUCGUUCACCUUUGAAGUGGACGUAGUUACGAGAAAAUAUAUAUUACAAACCUGAGAUUUUAAAAUGGGGAGCCAUGCAGAACACGUGGAGUCUUCAAUAAAAGCCAAAUUUACAUCAUUAUUUGCGAAAAUAAACGAAUCUAACUAUGUAAUGGAUAACUACUACUCUGAUAAUUUGAUAAAUAAAUUAAUUGAAACCAGGAAAGAUAACAACUAUAUUUGUACUCUAUCACAUCUACUGAGUGAACCACUACAGAAUUUGGAAAAAUACCAUACCUCAGUCCAAGUGUUCCUCGUCAGGUUAUUGGCCUUUGUAGUUCACAAAGAACUGUUCUUUGCAAAAUUAAUAUCUCAUAUCAAUGAUACUUUAUGUAAUGGAUACAGUAACCUUGGGUCCCCUACUAUGAACCCGAGCCUCAGUGUUGCAUACCUCGAAGUUGCCCUGUCCCUCGUAGAGCACUACACCAGCCUCUACUGGCUGCUGGACAGUGGUAAGUGGAAGGACAUCCUUCAUACCGAUAAUAACUCCAGAACAGUAUUUGUAACUAGACAGAAAUAUAAGUUUGUAUCCCGACUUGUUUGGAGGUUAAACAGAUUGGAAGAUGAAGACAAUUUAAAAAACGUGCUGACUUUUAUACUGAAACCCCUGAUGGAGAAGGAAUGUUGUAUAGCAGAGUCUAUGACCAAUGAUGAGGAGGAGCUGAACUCAAAGCAGUUUGAACCCAUGAUGCACAUGCUCAACUCCAUCAUGAGUGAUUACAAAGAACUGUCCAGAUCAUCUCUUGUGGUUAACAUGCUUCUGACACCUUUCAGAGUGGUCAAUCAGACGUGUUUACUUCUAGACAGGUACCGCAAGGAUAGCUUAUCUUUACCGAGUGCUAAAUUAGUCUUCCGUUUGGUCCUGGCUAAAGUUUUUCAAGCCAAACCAAUAGCGGAUAACUCUAUAUACAAUGCUGAAGACUUUAACGAAGCUAGUGCAGCCUAUUUCAAUACUGUAAAUAUAUUCAUAACAAGGCGUAAUGCUAUGGCAGUUUUAGACUUCUGCUAUUCUUGCAAUGAAAUUUGGAAUGCAACCUGGGACAAAAAAAUACCAAAAAUAAGCACAUUGGAUGGCAAAAAAGUGGAUUUGCAAAACAAAAUGUUAUUCUUAUGCCUUGUGCCUGCUGUCACUUAUAUUACAAGACAUUUACCAGACAAUGCUCGACAAAUGUCAGGUUGCCUUCAGGACUACAUGAUGAAACUGAUUAAUGCGAGUUGUGAACACACAGCAAAGUCUGCUAGGUCUCUGUCACUUCUUAUAUUGGAGCUGGACACUGAGACCAUUGUCCUGCAGAGUGUAAAAAGACUAGCCUGUUUGAACAACUCUAUGAACAAUGAACAAGCCAACUUGAUAUUCCAAGGUUUAUUCUACGUUCUGAAGCAGUUUGACCCGUUGUCAGAAGACCGUGAGGAGAAGUGUCCCGAGGCAAUGUUCCAGGAAGACGAGGAGAACCUGUUUGUGUACACGUAUGCCCUGGAAGCCGUCUUGCUGCUGGUGAAGAACUAUGAUAUCAAUUGGCAGGAGAGCUUGGAAAUUAUUUGUUUGUACAAUGUGGUCUUCAAUAUACUGCAGAAAACAAAUUUAUCUAGUAAGUUCAUAGUAACGGCCCUAAACGUGAUAGCGGUGACAGUGUGCAAGUUCCUGCCGCCCAACUUAUCGCUCUUAAUGGAGUCCAAGCCCGGAUCGGCCAUGCACGACCUCGGCCGACUCAUAUACAUGAAGAUGCACGACCUGCACUGGGAGGUGCGGGACUCGGCGCUAGAACUGCUACUCGUGUGCACGGAGAUCUCUUACGUCAAAUUCCCGCCAUUCCAAAAGCAGAUAAUCGAGAACGAGCUGAUCGUAGUGGCGGCGGCGGUGGCGCUCAACGACCACGAGUUCUACGUGCGCGCGUCCGCGCUGCGCUGCCUCGGCGCCGCCUGCAAGGUCUCCGCCGUCUGGGACCAGCUCAAGAAUAAACAUCCCGACAUACAGGAAUCCCUGGUCAACAUUCUCCGCAACAACCAGGAAGGCAUCGUCCGCAAGGAAGCGUGCAACGUCCUCUGCGAGAUGUACCUCAACCUGAAGCUCGGCCCCGAGUUCCGGCAGGCGCUCUACGAGCAGAUGGUCUCCUCCGCCGUCAGCGACUUCCACUGGGAAGUCCAGCUCGCCGCCCUCAAGUUCUGGAAGCUAGUCAUCCACAACAGCCUCUGCGGGCAGGGCAUGCUCGACGGCACCUUCCCGCCCGUCACCUUCUCCAAAGAAACCAGAAAAAUCGUCACCCUCAACAAAGCAGAAAUACAGAGGAGACUCCUAAAAAUCUUGGACGAACUCGCCGCAAAAGGAUGCCUCACCGUUCUGUCCAAACUGCUACACGAAGACACGGAAGUCGAAAUAAUGGACGCCAAUUUAACCAUCGCUCUGGACCUUCUGGAUAUCCUGAAGCGGUACGAGGUACCCGAAUGUGUGAAGCGCGUCGAAGGCGAGCCGGCGACCAUGCACGAGUACUACUCCGACACCAAGGAAGAUGAGAUGGAUCACGACGACGUUGUCAUCAAAACGGAAGAGGCCGAAUCGGAUAAUGUCAUCGAGGGCAUUAUAAAUGCGGACGACAUGAACCUGCUCGCGCAUAUAUACGAACGACAUAUGAAAUUGCAGAAUGACAAACCUGAACUGCAGCCGAAACCGAUGAUCAAGUUACUACGAUAUGUGAAGCCUUACUUGUUCGUGAGUCAUUUGAUGAGUAAGGACUUCAAGGCGGUCAUAGAGCAUAAGAAGCAGUGGAGGAGUGGGAUACGCAAUGUGGAGUCGCUGUUGGACGAUGUGCUGGGCAUCUAUGAGGUUGGCAACGAUGUCAACAAUUUGGAUUGUUAUUGAGAUUAUUAUUGUUAUCUAAGUAUACUUUUAGUGCGUAUACAUUCCGUAAGGAGUGAUUGUUAUAAAUAAAAUGUAGGUUAUACAUUAAAA